Molecule: messenger RNA, 1489 nt
Organism: Drosophila serrata
Lineage: Eukaryota; Metazoa; Arthropoda; Insecta; Diptera; Drosophilidae
Biological process (GO): regulation of gene expression
Cellular component (GO): nucleus
Molecular function (GO): zinc ion binding
Source: RefSeq, a predicted model, not a curated record
CACUUUAUUUUAUUGGAAUUAGUGCCUUAAUUUCGAAAUAAAUUAAAAAUUUAAGAUCCUCCUCAUGUUCCAUUUUUCCACCGUUCUAUUUCGACGCUAGUUUGAUGGACAUCUUUUCGCGAAAUUCGAAUUGUAUUUCCGAGGCCAGUGUGUACACACUGGACGGCGUUGCAUCAACAACAACAAGAUCAGCUGGCAUUUUGUCUCUUCUUCUUCCGAAUCAAUUCUCUAUUAAAUACAAACAUAUUUAAUGCAUUUGGAUUUUGUUUACUAAUAAUGUUUAAGAUGCGUUCGCUUUGCCGCACUUGUGGCAUAAAAAUAGACAAUAAAUCAGGCUGUACCAAGCUCUUUCAAAAGUCAAACUACCAAUUAAUAAGACUGAUUGAGGACAUUACCGACAUGUUUCUGGAGUCAGAUAAGUCUAUGCCGGAUCAUAUUUGCCAUGAAUGUAAAGAGGAGCUAAACAAAAUGUUGACUUUUCGCUCAACGUUCUUGAACGUCCAUCAGUCCUUUUUGGCCACCAAAAAGAAGCACUUGCAAUGGAUGGAAAAUUCUAAUAAAAUGGGAGCUGAAGGCUGUAAAGAUGAUGAUGAAGAAUUCGUCGAGUAUACAGAUGACAUGGAAGAUUCCCAACCACAUGGUGAUAGUCUUCUCUUCGAAGACCACAUUGAUCAAGGUAAACAGGAUGAAGAGAAUGAAGACGAGCACACCGAGAAGAAGGAGGCGGCGAUAGAGGAGGAACAGGACCAGAAGUAUGCAGAUGAGGACCAGAUAAACACGUUGGCGAAUCCAGAGUUCCUGGAGGAGGACGAGGGCCAAAACAUGGAAGAGGUUAGUCAGAGCCACAAGAUCACAGCCCGCAAGGCUAAACAAGCGAAGCGUAACGCAAAGACCUGGGUCUGUGAGCAGUGCGGUGGCGUGUUCAAGUGUUCCACCUAUCUAAAACUGCAUAUGCUGCGCCACACCGGCCAGAAAUCGUUUGCGUGCGACGUCUGUCAGGCUAGAUAUUACACGGAAAACGAGAUGCGUCGCCACCGGAUUCUGCACACCGAUGCCCGGCCCUACGCCUGCCGCUUCUGCGAUAAGACCUUCCGCGGCUGCAGCAGCAAAGUGGUCCACGAGCGUACGCACACCAAUGAGCGACCAUUCCAGUGCCAGUACUGCGAAAUGGCCUUUACCUCAACGUCAACUCGUCAGCGACAUGAGUUGCUGCACACGAAUAACCGAAAAUAUCACUGUGAGACCUGUCAACAUUGGUUUUUGCGCGCGACGCAUCUGACUCUACACCAGAACACAAAACUGCACAAAAGAGGGUCGCGAGUGCUCAUACUCGCUGUGUAUAAAAAUCCAAUUUUAAAUAUAAGCGCGGUGUCAACGCUGCCACGUGAAUGGCUUUUGUGUUUGGGGGUUGUUUUGAGUGAAUGUCGCGUCUCUUCUUCUUUUCCAAACAAAUCAACUUUCCGUAUUUGAUCGAUUUUGCUCUUUAAAU